GCUUGAACGGUUGACUGGUUGGCGACGGCGGUGCCCCUGUCUCUGAUUUCAGUCUUGGCUGUGGGAUAUUUGCUGUCAAGUCGUAUUGAACAUCGAGGUAUUGCGAGUUGCGCUUUCGUAACGAAGGUAAAGGCUCAAGAGCAGGUGAUGGCAUGGGCGGAGACGACGAUCGCAGCACAGUGUCAUGCUCGGGAGCAAUCAUGGAGAUGAAUGGAGCCGGUCUGAUCGACCAGAGAAAGCUUAUUGAUCUCGUGCUCGAGAGAGAAAGUGGAAGAGAGAAGGUACGCCAUCGAAGCUACAGUAGAAGUGUCGGAGGAUGUCCCAUUGCCACGCCAGAGACGACCCGCUACUGAACGUGGGAGGCACGUCAUCUGUGAGAGCUGGCGCUAGAUCGUACAACACAAUCAUUCGGCUGCAUUUGUGUAUGUUUAAUGUACCAAGUUUCCUGCGCAUUCUGUUGCAUAUUGAGUGGGAGGAUUUCGUCCUGUACAUGUGCACAUGUGCAUGGGGCGCAAAUGUAGCCUCAUCUCUCAGGCGGUGGCGCUCUAGAACCGGCCAAGCGCGCCACUAUGACAGCCAAACUUUACCAAAGUCGCCCGGACUUUUGGGUGACAGCUGUCGCAUCUGCAUCUUCCUUUCAGCUGGAGACCCGAGCCCACUGUCGAUCGUCGAUGUACAUGUAGAUUGUAGUCUUUCGAAGCACACUCAAAGUCACGAACAACAAUAUCAAGAGCAAGGCAGAGCACUCACAACGCCGAUCCAGAGUUGAGAUGCAGUUCAUGGCGCGUGACGGUACAAUGGUCAGUCGUCUCGCAGU
Dissoconium aciculare CBS 342.82 is the source of this 817-nucleotide messenger RNA. RefSeq lists its product as uncharacterized. The record is from RefSeq and is a predicted model, not a curated record. The coding region runs from base 317 to 769 and encodes 150 amino acids. The transcript has a single exon. NCBI's taxonomy places the organism in Eukaryota, Fungi, Ascomycota, Dothideomycetes, Mycosphaerellales, Dissoconiaceae.